Ziziphus jujuba (common jujube) is the source of this 3416-nucleotide messenger RNA. Its product is annotated as ethylene receptor 2. Lineage: Eukaryota; Viridiplantae; Streptophyta; Magnoliopsida; Rosales; Rhamnaceae. Gene Ontology annotation, molecular function: ethylene binding; ethylene receptor activity; protein binding. The transcript has 4 exons. Gene Ontology annotation, cellular component: endoplasmic reticulum; endoplasmic reticulum membrane. Gene Ontology annotation, biological process: phosphorelay signal transduction system; response to ethylene. Bases 853 to 3147 code for a protein of 764 amino acids. The record is from RefSeq and is a predicted model, not a curated record.
GGCGCAAACUCUCUCUCUCUCUCUCUGUCCGUGUUUCUCUUUCUCUCUCUUAAAAUUCCAUUUUCAUAUCCCCAUUUUUCUCUGUUUGAAAUUUGAAAUAAGCAUUGUAGAGAGUGAAGGGAGAUAUUUUUAUUUUUUUAUUUUUUAUAUUUCUUCUUCUUCUUCUUCUUCUUCUAGUUUUUGAUUUAUUAUCUUUAUUUUUGUUGUUGUUGGUUGCUAUAAGGGGUAGCUGAAAAACUUGGGUAGAUAGAAAAAAAAGAAAACAAAGUUGUGGUUUUUGUGCUCCACCGCUUCCUUCACUCCUACAGUCUUUUUUUUUUUUUUUUUUUUCAGUGUGUUUUCAGCGGUUUACACGGCGCGAGGUAGCCGGUUUACUAUCUUGAAAAACGUACUUUUUUUUUUUUCCUCUUCUGGGUACUGGUUUUAAUUUGUAAAUAACUUUUUUUUUUUUUUUUAUUGGGAUUGUUGUUGGGUUUUCUCUGUUUGUUUCCAAUGGUAGAGUUCUAGUAGGAGAGGAUCAUGAGGGGAGCUGUACCUUUACUAGUUGCCUAUAUAUAAAUGGGAUUUGUGGGUUAAUGGAAGAUGGCUGUGAAGCACUGUUGCUCAGUGUUUUUCUCUGCAUGUGUGGGGGGAUGAAGAUAAGAUCUAAAGUUGGGAUUAUUUGAAAAUCUUUGGAUUUUUGGCUACAUGGUCUUAGUGUGUCUCUUCAGGAAAUGAGAAUUGAAGUUUUUAGUGGUUUUACAAUUAUAGUUGACACAAAUUUGCUGCAAAACUUUAUUAUGUUAAUGGGGUUUGAAAGAUUCGAACUUUACUCUGAUUAAAUGGAUUGAGGAAAAGCAAUCCUCUGAUGCAAUGUUGUUACAAACAUUAGCAUCUGGGCUAUUGAUAUCUUCCCUUUUGAUAUCUGUUGCUUCUGCUGAUAAUGGAUUUCCUCGAUGCAACUGUGACGACGAAGGUAGCUUGUGGACCAUUGAGAGCAUCCUAGAAUGCCAGAGGGUUAGCGAUUUCUUAAUCGCUGUGGCCUAUUUCUCGAUCCCCAUUGAGCUGCUUUACUUUGUUAGCUGCUCAAACAUACCAUUCAAAUGGGUCCUUUUUCAGUUCAUUGCUUUCAUUGUGCUAUGUGGGCUAACUCAUUUGCUCAAUGGGUGGACCUAUGGACCUCACCCAUUUCAGCUAAUGCUGGCUCUCACCGUUUUCAAAAUCCUCACCGCACUGGUUUCUUGUGCCACUGCCAUAACCCUCAUCACUCUGAUCCCUUUGCUUCUCAAAGUGAAGGUGAGAGAAUUCAUGUUGAAGAAGAAGACUCGGGACCUCGGACGCGAGGUCGGGAUGAUAAUGAAGCAGAAAGAGGCUGGAUGGCAUGUUAGGAUGCUUACACGGGAGAUUCGGAAAUCGCUUGAUAGGCAUACCAUAUUGUACACUACCCUUUUCGAGCUAUCGGAGACAUUGGGUUUGCAGUAUUGUGCGGUUUGGAUGCCUAAUGAGAAUAAGUCAGAGAUGAUCCUGACUCAUGAAUUGAAGGGUAGGAAUUUUUCGAAUUUGUAUGAUAUCUCUAUACCUAUUAGUGAACCAGAUGUUGUUAGGGUCAAAGGGAGUGAUGAAGUGAAUAUUCUGACGCCUGAUUCAGCACUUGUUCCUCCAAGUUGUAGAGAGUUUGGUGAGCCAGGUCCGGUAGCUGGUAUUCGUAUGCCAAUGCUUCGGGUUUGCAAUUUCAAAGGGGGAACUCCUGAGGUUAUCCAGGCUUGUUAUAAUUCAAUAUUGGUUUUGGUCCUCCCGGGUGGACAGCCUAGAACUUGGAGUUGUCAGGAGCUUGAGAUCAUUAAGGUGGUUGCUGAUCAGGUAGCUGUGGCUCUUUCCCAUGCUGCACUUCUUGAAGAGUCCCAGCUUAUGAGGGAGAAACUGGUUGAGCAGAAUCGAGCCUUGCAUCAGGCGCAAAUGAAUGCUAUGUUGGCUAGCCAGGCAAGAAAUUCAUUCCAGAAGGUAAUGAGUAACGGGAUGAGGAGGCCAAUGCACUCAAUUCUGGGUUUGCUUUCGAUGAUGCAGGAUGAAAAUUUGAGCAAUGAGCAACAAGUUCUUGUUGAUACAAUGGUGAGGACUAGCAGUGUCGUAACGACCUUGGUAGAUGAUAUGAUGGAUAAUUCAACAAAGGAUAAUGGAAGAUUUCCAUUGGAGAUGCGAUCUUUUCAUUUACAUUCCAUGAUAAAGGAAGCAGCUUGCCUUGCCAAGUGCCUAUGUUUGUAUAGGGGUUUUGAUUUUGCAGUUGAGGUCGAUAAAUCCUUGCCUGAUAAUGUUAUGGGAGAUGAGAGAAGGAUUUUUCAGGUGAUUUUGCAUAUGGUUGGUAACCUGUUAAAAGGCAAGAAGGACGGAGGGACUGUCAUCCUUAGGAUAUUUUCGGAGACUGGUAGUCAGGGAAGGAAUGAUCAAAGAUGGGCAAAUUGGAGACAAUCCUCUGAUGGGGAGGUAUAUAUCAGAUUUGAGAUAACGAUCAGUGAUAGUGGUUCUCAAUCAGAGGGCGCCAUUUCAACUACAACGCAUCCUGCUGGUAGGAGAUACACCAGUGAUGGAAUUGAGGAGGGCUUGAGCUUCAGCAUUUGCAAAAAACUUGUUCAGAUGAUGCAAGGUAACAUUUGGGUGGUCCCAAAUUCUCAAGGAUUUGCUCAAAGCAUGGCUCUAGUUCUUCGGCUUCAACGUCGGCCAUCCAUUGCACUGACCAUCUCUGAGGAUUUAUCAGAACAUCCAAAUUCCAACUCUCUUUUCAGAAGCUUGCAAGUUAUAUUAGCCGAUGAUGAUGAUGUGAACAGGGCCGUAACCAAGAAACUGCUUGAGAAACUGGGAUGCAUUGUAACUGCUCUUUCUUCUGGGUUUGAAUGCCUUGCUGCUAUUGGCCCAGCUGGAUCCAACAUCCAAAUUGUUCUUCUGGAUCUUCACCUCCCUGAUUUGGAUGGUUUUGAGGUUGCAAUGAGAAUUCGAAAGUUCAGAAGCCAUAGUUGGCCCUUGAUCAUUGCGUUAACAGCUAGUGCUGACGAAGAUAUGUGGGAAAGAUGUCGGCAGAUUGGAAUUAAUGGAGUAAUCCGGAAGCCGGUUGUGUUGCAAGGAAUUGCAAACGAGUUACAAAGGGUCAUGCUGCAGGCAAACAAAGUUGUGUGAAGGCACAGGUUGUUGUACAUUGUAGAACUCAGCAAGCAGCAAGAAUUCUUUCAUACCCAUUUCCGGGGAGUCUAUAGAACUAGAACAAGUCUACAUUUGGCGCUUUCAAUCCCCCACCAAGUUUCCAUCCUUGAGAAAUGUUACACACAAGGAAGUCAGCAUGGUAUACAAAGCUAACUCCUUUUUUUCUUUCAUGUGUUUGAGCUUUGUUAUCUUUAAUUGCAUAGAUAGUUUCAAAUUCAAUACAGUAAUCAAAAGCCUCUUCAACA